AUGGCAACAGAGGAGUUUGAGACUGGGCCAUCACGACUUCGUGGCGGUGGCGGCGGAAAUUCGAUGAUCGGUGGUGGUAGUGACGAUGAUGGCAUGGAGCCUACCACAGGGCUAUGGAUACCUGAAGAACGAGGCGAUGCAAUAGCAAUCACACUCGGAGGAACGUUUAUACAUUCGUUGCCGAUGGUGACGCGGUGUGAAGAGCCACGACGAUGCGACGCCGUUCGGGAUCGCUCCAACUGCUUGUCCACCUAA
Molecule: messenger RNA, 255 nt
Organism: Gongylonema pulchrum
Lineage: Eukaryota; Metazoa; Nematoda; Chromadorea; Rhabditida; Gongylonematidae
Source: the annotation of a GenBank genome assembly